AAAUUAUGGGAUCCAGUAUCUGUUCGAGGCUAAGAAAAUGGAGAAAAAGUUUCUCUUCGAAAAAGACUGAAGAUAAAGAGAUUUUGAAUGUCAAUGAAAUUGUUGUCGAUGGAGAAGAAUCGGCCAAAGAACAGCUCAACGAGAUUUUACAAGGGGAAGAUGUUGAAGAGAUUAAAGUUGCUUCGUACACCAAAGAAGAUCUAGGAGAGCUGAUAGAAGAUCUAAAGAAACAGUUAGCAAAGCAUCGGUGCAAUAAACCUGAGAAGGAAAAGUUAUUGCUUGAGUUAGGUCACGCUCACUAUAAACUAUGCAAGUUCCCUGCUGCCAAAGAUUACUACGCGCAGUAUUUUAGUCUGGUUAAACGACAACGUUCGUUACUUCGUUUGCAAAGAGCUUACUGCAACCUUGGAUGUGUUUACAAGAGGCUUGGGGAUAUUGAAAAAGCCGUAGAGUAUUUUGAAAGUGGUCUAGCGAUUUCUGAAGAGUUACAUGACAAAAGUUGUCAAGCGAGGAUGUACAAUAAUCUCGGAAACAUCUGUGAGAUGCAGCAAGACUUUGAAGGUGCCAUUUAUUAUCAGUUAGAAAGGCGAAAGAUUUCCGAGAGUUUAAAGGAUGGUAACAGCGUGUCGAAGGCCGAUGCGAGCAUUGCUAACGCAUACCAUUGCUUGGGAAAUUUGAGGGCAAGCAUCGCUUAUUAUGAAAGAGUUGUGCUUUGGUUGAGGAGAAAAUUAGUUUAUCAGGAGAGACAAAGAAGUAGAUGGGAUCUUGUGUCACAGUUGCCAAUUGAAGACGAGCAGUGGGUGUAGCGGGAUAUAUGGGAGACAAAAAAACUUCAAGCGGUCAAAAUUUGCAGUUUGAAAUGGCUUGAAUUUGGUUUGCACCAAAAGCAAACACGAGUGUUCUCAGAAGGUUAAGCUGAUACUUUUCGUUAGUCUACGUGAUGCCACUCAAGCACGCCAUAUUUAUUCUUUCCUAUUACGGUUACAGGUGGAUAUACGCGUAGAUGUAAGAAAAAACGUUGGUGAUCAACUCAGAAUUUACUAACAAUGGUACAAAAAAUCCCCAUAACAAUUAUUUAUUAAAGUGCACCUAUUUGAAAUUAUUAUCCAAGCAAGAAAAGUUCUAAGCAUUCCCCUGUCCGUUACAUUUAUAUUAGUUCAGGUCCUAAAUUUAAAACUUACGCCAAUUUGUUGCCGAGAUAUUCUUCGUGCUUAAUGAUAUUCAAAAGAAAACCUACGCCUGCAGAAUUUCACAGCGCAUUUCGUUUUCCAAAACACAAAGGAGAGAGCCAAAAUUAAAUUAAAUUGGAAGGAAUUUGUGGACAAAUGUAAAGAAGGAUUCUCAUAAAAGUAAGGUAAAACGGAAUCAACGGUAACACUAUCCGCAAUUCAUCUGUCAAUUAGAUAUCAUAUUUAAGUUGUGAAAACAGAAAAAUCAUUAAGGUAUGAAGACUUCUUUCUACUGACCAAAUGAAAGAUGUCAGAAAGAGAACGAUUA
Stylophora pistillata is the source of this 1497-nucleotide messenger RNA. RefSeq lists its product as uncharacterized. NCBI's taxonomy places the organism in Eukaryota, Metazoa, Cnidaria, Anthozoa, Scleractinia, Pocilloporidae. Gene Ontology annotation, biological process: establishment of mitotic spindle orientation. The record is from RefSeq and is a predicted model, not a curated record. Gene Ontology annotation, cellular component: cell cortex. Gene Ontology annotation, molecular function: GDP-dissociation inhibitor activity; G-protein alpha-subunit binding.